Molecule: messenger RNA, 17880 nt
Organism: Pocillopora meandrina
Lineage: Eukaryota; Metazoa; Cnidaria; Anthozoa; Scleractinia; Pocilloporidae
Source: the annotation of a GenBank genome assembly
AUGACCUGCAGUUCUGUAGCUUUGUCAAGUGGUCUUAAAGUCUUUGCUGUGCGCAAUGGCAGUGAAUGCCUCGGUGACAAACGUUUAGCCACCAUAUUAUCUCAAGUAAAUGGAUCAAAAGGUUGUGUCGGAGGUCGAGGAGGACAAAACGUAUCUGAUGUUUAUCGACUCACAAGUAAGAGAGCAUUUCUCUUCCAUUUAGUUUUCGGCUUUGUUACAUUUAGCAGUGAAUUCACAACAUCUUAAAAAUUGGCUGAUAGCAAAUUAAGUUUGUUUGUUGGCGCAUUAAUUUAUACAAUCAUUCAAUCUCUUUUUGCUCCAUUCCGGUUUUUGAUAAUUUGUAAUGUCUCGAUUAGUGAGAAGUUUCAACAUCCCCCUACCGAGGAGCCCCCUGGGCAUUGAAACUUCAGAAGAUUCAGGUUUGUUCAAAUUCCCGGCCCCGCGGGGCAAAAAUUGGGUUCAAAUGCCCCACCCAAAUUUUUUUCGGAAAAGGCAAAAUCAGCGACCGUAACUCUCUACACAUUGACCAAGCUAUAAACCUAGACUUUUUAAGACCUUUCCUAUUUAGCCAGUAGCUCGCGAAAGUGAACUUCUUAUCCUAAACCUUAUAAACAGAUUCACAUCUAAAGGUAUAACAAUUGUAUUCGCUGGAAAGACUUGGCACCUCCGGUUCAAAUUUCCCACCCUCGAUAAGUAAAUAUCAAACUCCCUAGGCACGGACAACGGUUAAAUGCCCGUGCUUUGCCGAGAAGAGGGUGGGGGGAGGAAGGGCGGGGUGGGAAGGGCUAGAAGGGAUUUUGAAGCUUUGAAGUUAUCAACUGGUGUCUUUCUGAUUUUCAAUUCCUAUGUAAUGUUGAAAGUAUAGUCUCAUUUCGAAGAAGCACUUAACCUUGCUGUGUCUCCACAGUUUUGGCUUUGUUAAGGUCUUCAUAAACUGUUGUUUCAUGGAUAUAUCUUCAAACCUACUCCUCGCCCUUGGGCAAGAUUCUGGGACUACGCGAACAAUUUCCAUAUGUCAUUAUUUUCGGAAGAUCUUUUUAGGGGAAUCAAAAGGCAAUAGAGAACGUAGGAGAGAAAUUUGACACAGUUAACAUGGAAAUGAACACAAAGCACAAUACUGAUAGCACUCAUUCAUUUAUUUGCUUCAGUGUUUGUCAGCAAGCUGACUGGGCUAAGAACCAGUGAAGUGACCUUCAAAAGUGUCCGUGUGGAGUGGAAUGUAGUUCCUGAACCUUUCAUUCUCGGCUAUAGAGUUCUUGUGAAGAAUAUUUAUCUUAAACAAUUGGUCCCUUGGAACCGAACGUACGCUGACGUCAGGGGUCUCCUCAGUAACUCCUCGUACAUCAUAGGCGUAACACCAUUUCAUGGUUUAACAAGUGAGGAGUACCCAGAAGAAAAGAUGGAAAGCAUCAACAUAACAACGAAGCCAGAGCAAGGUGAACAAUUUUAAAGGGUAGAUACACCAUAAACAUAACAAACUGAUUAGACAAAUAGUAGAUCCUACGUUUUUGAGACUUCAAUAGUUGUAAAAGAACGGUGCUUCACAUUAGGUAGAAUGAAAACUGCCAGCGGAUACCCACAGAAUUCUCGCUAUCGUGACCUCGGCUGGUGUUGAAUGUAUGACCGUUGACUUGCAGAUGGUGAGAAGGUAGAGAGAGCAUCCAAGACAAAAAAAAUUGUCUUAUUUAACUUUAUUCCUUUCAGCCCCAGCCCAAGCACCUUAUUUCGUAAGUGCUCAUGAGACCAGUUCUACGAGUCUGGUUGUGAAAUGGAGUCAUCUGCCAGAGAUGAAUUUUCGAGGACGACCAAUUGGUUACAAAAUAAUUUAUUACCCAGCUGCGUCAAGGAGUGAUGUCAGUUUUGUGAGAGUGAACUACUCAACAAAUACAACAACACUGACAAACCUGACUGUUUAUACUAUGUAUGUCAUUAAUGUGUCAGCGGUAAGCUCUGGAGGAAUAGGACCUGCAAAGAUAGUGAGGGCCCAAACAGACGCAGAAGGUACCUGGGAAUCUAUUGCACAGUGAAUUAUUUUUGAGCUUUUAAAAUAAAUUUCCCUGCAAUAUUUGUGUUAAAUCCUUUUUCCGUUUGUUUUGUUUGCUUAUGUUAAUUUUUUGUUAUUUUAUCGUAUUUUGUUGUUUGAUGUCUUGUGGUCAUGGAGAGAAUACGGCCUUUGCAUGUAGUCAUGUGCCUUAACAAAAUGCAGAGUUUGUUAUUUUUGUUAACGUUGUUGUCUGUAAUCAGCUCGCAUUUAAAACCAGAGCCCAGUUGUAUAGGGGGCGGAUAAUGCUAUUCAAUGGAUAAAUUGCUAUCCAGUGGAUAAGUGAUUGUAAAAUGCACUGAUUAAUCCAGUGAAUACCGUUAUCCAACCUCUCGAACAACCGUGGCAAAAAGGAUAGGGAAUCAAUAAACCUUGUGAAUACUGAGUUAAAUUUACAGCAGCUGUUAAAUCCGGUUAUGAUUACUUCUCUUGUGUAUUUUUUUCAAUCAUAUAGCUCCUUUUCAAGCUCCUAAUUCGGUGACAGUCCUUGAAUCUAGUUCCACGAGUCUGAUAGUGAAAUGGAAUCACCUGCCAAAAGUAGAUUUUCAAGGGCAAGCCGUUGGCUACAAUGUCACCUAUCGCUCAGAUGAUUUAGAGUGUGAUAUGAAUUUUGUGAGUGUAAACUUCACGACGAACACUACAACACUUUCUAAUCUGACUAUUUAUACCAUGUACAUCAUUAAUGUGUCAGCGGUGAGCUCUGGAGGAAUUGGACCUGAAAGAACAAUAAAGGCUAGAACGGGCGCAGAAGGUACAGACGUUUUUAGAAUUGAUCUAUAUUGUUAGACAGAUACGAAACGACCGAUCCUCUCUAAACUUCUCUAAACUUCAGCAGAAAAGUAAAUGACUUCGCAAAAAAUCCAUUUAAUUAGACCAAAGCCAUACAUAUAGACAUAUGCAUAUGGUCUUGGGUAAUUUUGGCGACCAGGGAGUAUUUCCUAACAUGAAAAUGAAACAGAAAGGAAAUAUAAUCAGUUCUAUGCACAAAACAAUGAAUCUUUGAGGUUUGUUGAAAGAUGCUUAUUUUUGUGACGGGUACACAAUGUGUUUGGUCUUAAAGAAAUCAAUUUAGUGAAAUAUACAACCCUGAGAAAGCUUCGUGGUUUACCUCGUGGUCGCGAAUGUUUCUAAGGGCCGAUGCGCUCUUGUGGUUGCGUAAGUUACCCAAAACAUGUUGCAGCCCUAUUUGGCGAUAUCUCGAUACGACGACGCGCACCUAGCUUGCUCAAAUCGAUAUCAAUUCGUAUAACGUCAACAUAAUCUUCAAUUCCACAUAAAUAUUUACACGCGAAGACUACAAUGAUGCCUCUAAGGUUGACCAGUUAUCAUUAUAUUCAAUAUAUUUUGCAUUUCGUUUUAUCUUUAUUCCAUCAGCUCCAACUCGAGCUCCUGGCUUUAUAACUGCGACCAAUAAAAGUUCCACAAGUCUGAUAGUAAAAUGGAGUCAUCUACCAGAGGGAAAUUUUCAAGGAAAAACCAUUGGCUACAAUGUAACUUUUUAUCCAGUUGAUUCAAAGAGUUUUUUGAAUUUUGUUGCUGUGAAUUACACUAUAAACAGCACAACACUGACCAACCUAAGUGUUUAUACCAUGUAUGUCAUUAAUGUAUCAGCGGUAAGCUCCGGAGGAACAGGACCUGCAAAUACAGCGAUGGCUCAAACGGGCGCAAGAGGUAAGAGGUGACACAUCUCAUACAUACCUAGAUUUAGAUUUAGAGUUACAAAUUAAAAAGAUCCCGUGUAAAAUUCGUGCGUACUACACAACAUACAUCGUUCGUCCAUUCAGAGACACGAACAAUAGCACUUUACUUCGGAGGGCAACAAGUGCGCGGCUUUCCGUAAAGAAAAAGUGGAAGAAGUGCCAUGUUUUGUUCUUCUUGAAGGAACAAUAGAUGACCGCGUAGAUAAGAAAUAAAGCGGAGAAAUCGCAUAUAUCCUUAACAGCAAAUAAAUUAUCCAAAUCUAUAGGUAUUAUUCAUAAAUCUAGGUUUUUUCUCUCUACUCACUCCCUUCGUACUUUAUACAAUUCUAUGAUCCUUCCAUAUUUGUAUUAUUGCAAUUUAGCUUGGGCUGGUACCUAUAAGUCAAACCUUCAAAGAAUUGUAACCUUACAGAAACGUGCGUUAAGAAUAGUAAGCAAUUCUACAUACAUUGCCCAUACUGGCCCUAUUUUAAAGGAACUUAAACUCUUAAAAUUUCAUGAUAUCCAUUCGUUUCAAUUAGGUACUUUUUUAUGUUUUCAUUCAAGAACUCUACACUCCCUUCCAAAUUCAAUAACUUUUUUUUUUUUACUGAAUAGUCAAAUCCACAAUUAUAAUACUAGGAAUGCUCAGUCCUUCCGUUUGCCACUGUGCAGAACGAACACCAGGAAGUUUUCAAUUUACUUUCAAGGUCCAAACUUUUAUAAUUCGUUAAAUUCUGACAUAACUAGUUCUCCCUCCUCCGCUUCUUUUUAAAAGAAAGCUUAAGGAAUUUCUUCUCUCUAAGUAUUAGCUUCUGUAAGGCAGUAAUUCUUAACUAACUUAGUUAAUAUGUGUGUGCGUGUGUGUGUGUGUACGUGUGCGCGGUCAAAGUUAAUUACCAUAAGUCCAUAUUGUAAUUCUAAUAUAAGAUUAGUUAUUUUAAGUGAGAAAGCCUGACUUGUUAUAAGCCUCGUGGUUUCUUUCAGGUUUUCUCGCCAUUUAUUUUCUGUCAUCAAUUUUCUUCAUUUUUUUUCCAUGUGUAAAUGUCGUAUAUGGCAAAUAAAUAUUGUAUUGUAUUGUAUUGAGUUUAGAAUAAAAUUUUCUCCUUCACUUUUCAAUGUUUUUAGCGUCGACCCUCUUUUAUAAAUUUGCGAUCAAAACCUACCGGGGUGGGAGUCAUCUUUUAAAUUCCGCUAGUUCAAGAGUUUGAUUUUGACUUCUGCGACGUUCACUAACGGUCAUCUUUCCGAUGUUAAUGCUGUGUUCUCUUUUAGCUCCUUUUCGAGCUCCUGAAUUGGUAACAGCACAUAGCUCUGGUUCCACCAGGCUGAAAGUAAAAUGGAGCUACCUGCCAGAAAAAGAUUUUCAAGGAGAACCCCUUGGCUAUAGUCUUACCUAUCACCCUGUAGAUUUAGAAAUCGAAAUUAAAUUCAUGAGCGUAAACGACAUGAUGAAUACCACAACGCUGACCAACCUUGCUGUAUACACCAUGUAUGUCAUCAAUGUGUCUGCGGUGAGCUCUGGAGGAGUAGGACCUGCAAAGACAGGAAAGGGACGAACAGGCGCAGAAGGUACGAAAUUUUCGAGACAGCAUUGGGUAAGAUGUGUAACACCCAUAGUGAAAGGAAGACAAAAAAAAUGCAGAAUGAGAACGUGCGUGCAAAGUCACACUUUGCACACUCAAUUAAGUUUGAAAGAAGAUGAUAUUGAAUCUCUCUUGCAGUCCCUUUCGCUUUUGAAUGGCCUUUUACAGACUUUGUUUUCAAGGAUGCUAAGCUGUGAUGUCUGUGAAAGUUCGGAAGAAGUUCACUACAUUUUGGAAAGUUUUCUCAUUAAACAAUUUCUUAAUCAUGAUAAAGACAAUCAAACUUUGACUUAAUAAGUGAAGUUACGCCGAACGUUCCUCAAAAUGUAUCUAAAUUGCUAACAUGCGACUACCCUGCAAAAUUGUAAAAUUUUGCAUCUGAUUCAAUAAGUAGACAUCAUCCCAUACGCUUAUUAACAUAAGCUGCCAUCUUAAAACAUAUUCCCACCAAAUUUAUCAAUGUUAUCGUUUUAUUUUCAGCUCCACUUAAAGCUUCUGAGGUGGUCACUGCGCAUAACUCUAGCUCCACAAGUCUUUUAGUGAAUUGGAAUCACCUGUGGGAGAAACAAUUUCAAGGAAAACCCAUUGGUUACGAGAUCACCUUUCACCCUGUUGAAUUAGAAAUUGAUGUUAGUCAAGUGAGUGUAAACUACACGACAAAUAGCACCACCUUGACCAACCUGACUGCUUAUACCAUAUAUGUGAUUCAUGUGUCAGCGGUAAGCUCUGGAGGAAUAGGACCUGCAAAGACAGUGAAGGCCCGAACAGGCUCAGAAGGUACUGUAGAGUCGAUAAUACUCUAUGGAAACAAAAUACGUUUUCUUAUUUAAAACUAGACUCAGAAUCAUGACAUUACUAAACAGUGUUGUGUAAGGAAAUUCUCACAUAUCUACAAACCUCCUGAGUCUCUUGUUUAUUGAUAAUUAAGAUUAUUUUUACCUUUGUGAGCUCAAAGUGUAAAGGUUUUUUAAAACCUUAACACUGGAGUGCGAGCAUAUUGCACAUUCAAAGGUUCCGAGUAUUUUAAGAUUAAUUUGACUUCGAUUGUUUGGUUGAACAAUUUUUUUCAAUUGAUCUCAGCUCCUUGUAGGGCUCCUGACUUGGUCAUCGCCUACAACCUCAGUUCAACGAGUCUUGCAGUAAAAUGGCGUCACCUGCCAGAAAACUAUUUUCAAGGAGAACCAAUCAGUUACAGAAUCAGUUACAACCCAGUUGUUUCAGAGAAUGACAUUAACUUUGUUAGUGCGAACUACACAUCAAAUACAACAACACUGACCAACCUGACUGUUUAUACGGUUUAUGUCAUCAAUGUAUCAGCAGUCAGCUCCGGGGGAAUAGGACCUGAAAACACAGUUAAGGCCCGAACAGGCGCAGAAGGUAAGAUGGUUUAUAAUUAAGAGCUUUCCAAAAAGUAAGCAAAGAGAAAAGAUGAAAGAAUUUAACGCUUGGAUUUCAUCCGCGUCAUGCUGGAGAUGACAGUAAUAUAAAUGAUUGUAACUCCCGUUGUGCUUUUAAGUAAACUGACAGGCACUUAAACAUUUGAAGGAAAUUCCUCUGAGUCAACUUUUUGUUACCUAACCUAAAACCCCUCGUAAAGCUCGUAAUCUUGUCAACAGGUCAACAACCAAGUGGUAAUCUUGAAAUUCUCGGUGCUUUGUGUUAUCUCAGCUUUUAAUUUGGCAGAAAAACUGGCUCUUUGCAAUUUUUGAAAGAUCGCAGACUAACCCUUUAGGAAAGAAAAAAAAAAUAUAUCCAAAAGAUUUCUAAUCAGUAUUUUUUCAAGUGAAAAAAUUUGGUAGUAGCAAUUUUUUUUCUAUUUUCCAGUUCCCUCUGUUUCUCCUUGUCAAGUUUUGGUGACUGCGCAGAGUUCCACAAGUUUGCAUGUUUCCUGGACUGCUGUUCCUCAAAAACAUCACCACGGAAAGAUCCACAUGCACAAGAUUUAUAUCAGUCUGGCUACUCAGCCGAGCAACUAUAUCAAUACAUAUUACGCGUUUAAUCCAGUCGAGUACAACAUUAGUGGCCUUCGUGUUUUCACAUUGUAUGUCAUUCGUGUUUCGGCGGUGAAUGAGGCAGGGGAGGGACCGAAAAGUAGAGCUGUUACAGCAAGAACGUUCGAAGGCGGUGAGUUUAUUCAUAUCAGUCGGAAAUAAAUAUAUUUUUGUAGAUCUAUCAGUUAUUUAGUAAUACCCAUGUACAUUGUGUCCAUCUGUAGUACCCAAUGCACCCCCGAUGAAUUUAAGUUUGGUUCAUAGCGACUCUUGGUCCAUCGUGGUGGAAUGGAAACCAGUCCCUGUGGGAUAUGAGAAUGGUAUCAUCAGAGGAUACAGGCUGGUUUACAGAGUGAAGGAUUCCGGAAACUCUAUGUCCAUGGCUGAUGACUCAAUCUAUUCCGAGAAUAUUGCUGUUCUUUCUGGGUUGGAAUUUGACACAUUAUACUCAAUCCGAGUGGCUGCUUUCACAAAUGUUGGUUCUGGAAAUUUCUCGGAGGCGAUCGAAGUCAAAACAAAAAUGUGUGAGUAAAGCUCUAUCACUUCCACAAUACAGCUCACGAUCACAUGGUCUAAAAUUUCAAAAGCCUGGCUGUUUUCCUAUCGACUCGUAUAGAUAUGCUGAAGGGGGAACUGGUGACAAAAUCCAGAGGGGUUGGGCGGCUUGCAAAUAGGUUAGCUCACGUCUGUUAUGUUUUCAUUGAUUGACCUAUUUAAUUUAUCCUAUUCAUCGUUUUACUUUUAUCUUCCAACCUCAUCUUCAACGUUCUUUGGUUUUGUAGUUGACCCAUGCGACGAUAUUCUUUGCUUAAAUGGAGGAACAUGUAUACUGACACCUGAAUCCUGGCUGAAUGCAAGCAAACCUUGCAUAUGCCAAAAACCGUUUUUCGGAAGAUUGUGUGAUACUUAUGUUUCUGGUAAGAACGUGGAAACAACUUUCCAAUUCUAAACUCAGCAUUGUCGAGAGUAUUGUCGCAAGAAUCCUUAGAUUUUUCAAUCUUUGUCCCCUAGAGCGUUCAUGUCGAAGUCCGACCGUAGAGCUGCCUGGCCUGUCAUCAAAUAUAACCUCUUCGAUGACUGUACGCCGAGCCAAUCAGCUUGUAAUUUCUUCAAAAGUCAGUCUUGAUUGUGAACUUUUAUAUGGGACAAUAUUUGACUGGGAAGUGUUCGAUCUGCCUUCACAAUCUCGGGGACAUCCAUUUCUUUCAAGAUACGGUGGUUCCUCAGAAUUUCUCAUAAAACGAGGCAAGCUGCCGAUGGGUAUAUACUUGGUGCGACUGACUGUUAAAAUGGCGGGAACGCAAGUAUAUGGCCUCAGUGAGGGCUACAUCCGGGUCAUUGAAAGUCCAUUAGUUGCGCAUAUCUCCGGAGGAACGAAGGUAGAAAGAGGAUUCAAUAAAACCUUGGUGUUCAAUGCUUCCUUGUCACGUGACCCUGAUUCCUUUACUCCUCCUUACGGUGAGAUGACUACUUUGCUGUGAUCACGAAGUAAUACUGGAUAUAUUUGCUUUUUUAAUCUACUUUGGUGGCUAUCUUAUCCAUUCUGAAAUUAACGCUGAUAAUUAACCGUUCUCUUAGUUAAGAGCGAGGAUAUUUCAUCAAUAGAAGAUUCGUAUUCCACCAUCAGGCGCACCUGUCUUCCCAUCUCUUUGUUGACCUUCCUCUCAGUUCCAUUUCCUUUUUUCUUUUUUUCUCUCCCGGGUGGUAACGUUUCUAGUCUGUUACUGGUCAUCCUAUCCUCUAAAACGGAAUUUUUCAACUAAAUAGGCAAAAAGCUAGUGUAGCAAGAGUACUAUAGGGCUGAGGGGGGUAAAUGGGACCUUGACCCAAACCACUCUGCGCUGCCCUCUAUUUUUUAGGUCUUCGUUUUACCUGGAUAUGCAGGAAUUCUUCGCAAAAAUUUUCCGACGAUCUACUUGAAAUACCCGUGGUCCUGCCAAGGCCCUCAGCAGCCAAUCUCGACCGUGGAGGAUGUUUCGGGACUGGAGCAGGGAAUAUAGGCGGCAACCAUUCCAUUGUUAAGAUCGACAGUGGCUAUAUGACAGAGAAUAGUUCGUAUUCCAUAACAGUUGUGGUCGAGAAGCAUCCGAGAAGAGCGUAUUUCACACAGGAAGUGGUUAUUUCUCCAGGAGAUCCUCCGGUAGUCGAGAUAAGGUACGAUCAUGGUACGAUCAUGGUGCAUAUAUAUAUAAGGGGGUAACAGAUAACGUAGGUAAUUCAAGGAGACCCUGCGCUCACAAUAUAGUUUUUUUUAAUAAUUUUGCAGUGAGUGAUUAAUUUACUUAUUAGAAUUCACCAACAGGAGAUGGGAGUUACCUAACUCGGUAGGUGCAUAAAGUUUAUUUCUGUAGUAUCUUCACAUUCAUUUAAUAUUCUCAUAGUAACUAUAUUUGUCAAAACUAUCACAACUUUUGGAAAUGUGAUUUUGCACAUUUUCUGCGACGUGUGCAAGUAAUUUUGAUAAAGUAUUAGCUUGAGUUACAGAGGGCUUUCCUUGCCCGGUGAAGAGUCCGUUUUACGGCACGAAUAAAGACUUGAAUUCACUGCAAAGACCGAAAAAGUCGAAAUCGAUGUCUCUGUGUGAAUGACCAGAGCUCGUAAGGGAACAUGUUUGGUAGGUAUAUCUUUGUCUAUAUCCUUUUAUAGUGCAUUAUUAAUUUGUUUUGUUCCGUAUCUUAGAUGUGAAGAUAAUUGUGACUCAAAAGUGAAUCCCUCUCGUCGUUUAGCGCUUAAACGACUCUGCGAGGAGCUUGACUGCGGAAGGGGCCUUUCUUAUCAAUGGACUCUUUUUGAGACUGGUGUGGCAAACGAGUCCAGAUGGGUUCAGGUCAGUGAUUUACGAGAAAAAAUUCGUACACGAUUGACCUCGCCGAGAGUCGUUACAAACCCUGGAGUACUAAAAUCCAAUAUGAUUUAUAAAUUCGUGCUAACUGCUAAACGGCGCGGAGGACAUGCAGGUUACUCGGAGUACCAGUUCGCCACUUACAGCUCCCCUACUGAAGGAAAAUGUGACGUCACCCCUCUGUCUGGAAGAACACUGGAGACUACCUUUACUUUCGCGUGCAGUGGCUGGGAGGAUCCAGAUCGUCCCUUGCAGUAUUCCUUCAUUUAUUUCACCGAUGAUGAUUUUCCCAACGUUGUACACAAAGGGAUGGAGAGAAGUAAGGAAACAAAGCUUCCCGCUGGAAAAAAGAUAAAUAACUUUACAGUCGACUUUCGUGUACGAGUGGCUGACAUGUUCGGAGCCUUUACCGAGGUGAAGACACCUGUUCAGGUACAGAACGGAAGCAUUCAGACAAUUUUAUAUAGAGCCGCAUUAUUUUGACAGAGAAAAAAUUUGAAACUUUACAUUGCUUUACUGACGAAAGGUGAGAAUCGUGCGUCGAUUUUACGAGCAUGGUGUCUUGAAGUAGUGGUAGAUUUUUGAACGGCAAAUGUUGACCAAUGCUUAUUACCUCUUUGCGAAAAAUGUGGCCACCAUCCUAGUUUGGGAGGUUCGGUAGAGAAACUAAUUUUUGAUGCAUACAGUUAUGGUGGCACCUGCAGACUGGCUCCAGCUCUGAAACGGUUGUAAUGCAGGCUUCACAUACGUACGUGAUGCGAUUCAGUAAUUUGCAGCCCGUCCUCUUAAAGAAGAAAAAGCCAAAAUUCAUCACAACGUGCCGCUUCUGCCGUUUUCUUUUUGAAGAAUUUGUUCAUUGAAAUGAUUCUCUUGAUUACAUUUCCUCUUAUCUAAUAUCAGGUGCUGCAGCUUCAGUUAAACGCAGAAAAGCUUGUGGACCGCGCUGUUCAGUUGACAAUUGGAAACCAGAGUCAGUUCAAUAAAUUACUUGAGUCAGGUGACUUGUCACAGGCUGUUCAGGUAGCCAAAGCAGCCAUUGUGGCUGUUGACGUUGAUGAAAAAAUUCCUCAGGAUAAGCUCAAGGAAAAGAGAAAAGCGGUAAUUACUCAAUAUUGGUUUUCAUGAGCAACUUCUUAAAAUCUGACGGAAAAUUUGCUAAAUAUUUACAAAUAGCUGUAAAACAACUUAAUGUAAAUUUGGACUUCAAGUUCAAAAUCACAGAAAUUAAUUAUCCACGAGUUGACAAACUUACACCGUAUGAGGACUGUGCAACAAUGUACGCCGGAACGGGUCUGUGAUUUUGGACUGAAAAAACCUCUAUAAGCGAACGAAAAAUUGUCUCUGGGGUGAAAUGCUGAUCACGACAAGCCUUUCUAGGUGUCAGUGUCAUUCGUAAACGUUUUUUUGUGCAGGUGAAAUCCAGUAUUGUAAAACAACUGUCUGCUGUACAAGUGGAGACUGUGGAGAGAAUACAACAGACAUCCAAGGUUAUAGCCGAGGCCCUCUCGGUUGUUAGCGAAGUUACCGCAGAAGCACAGGUAAAUUUUUCUACGCACCUAUCUUUUUCACAAACAUUACUCGUUCGCUCGGAAAGACCAUAGAGCUUUGAAGUUAAAUUUUCUAAUCAACUUUCAAAGCUCAAUUUUGACCUGGAGAAGGUGGAGUCCUCCUUGAAUGAUAGUUUGUGAAAUCUAGAUGAACACGUAAUGUGAUAAUGAACACGUAAUGUGAUAAUGAACUUUCAGAGAGCAGCAGCAGAUGCCCUUCAGUCGAUGAGCACAGUUUUGAAAGAGGAAUCCUCAGCAGGGAAAAGUUACGAGGCGCUUUUGGGCGGUGCAAGAAGUCUUGCUGCUGGUCUCGGUGGCAUGCUCAAGGUGUCUUCACACUGGGCAAGAGAGUAUGAAUUAAGGGACACCCACCAGGUGGAUUCGGCCAAUGUACACCGCCAACGAAAAAGCCUUCGGUCUUUAGACCUUGCUUUCCAACAAAGAUCAAAGCAAUACGCUGCAGCUGAGCUGCUAAAAGCGAAGAAUGAGGUAUAACAAUGCGACGUUUACCAUGGACGGAAUUAGUUUGCUCUACAUCUUCAGAAGCAGCGGGCCCCUGCUAGGUCACAAAAAAGCGGUCGUAGUUGUUGGUCAUUGUGUCGGGGAGGGAGUGGGGAGGGCGAGGGCAUCCCGAAUUAAUGCACUUUUUCCUUGCAAUCAGCUUAUAAACAGCCCUAAUGCAACUUAAUCCACAGACCAGUCCAUUCAUAAAGCAAACCAAGUCAUUUUCAGAGAGUUACCUCACAGAUUCAAUCACCUCUAUCACUCCCUGAAUUGUAUCAAAAUUUUAAUAUGAAUAAAAAAUUAAAAUAAUUAGCAAUCGUAGCUUCCGUCAGCUGCCUUUAAGAUUUAUUACUCUACUUUAUAGUCAAGAGGACGAGCUCUGAGCCUUUUACAGUCGCUGGAAAAUGUUGGAAAAACCAUCUUGUCUCGAACCUUAGUCGGUGAGAAGCCAAGAGAGCUUUCAUCCCAGCCUGUGUCCCUACUUAUUUUACGAGAGGAGCCUCGCUUGUUCUUAGGAUCUGUUUUGUCCAACCAAGACUACAGCUUCGCACUUCCUUCCGAUUCAAACCUGUUCGGCAACAGUACAUUGUUUGUGGAUAGCCAGGUAUGGAAAUGACGUCAUCUGUUCUUUGACUAAUUUGCAACAUGUAGGCAGUCAGUCCUUUUCUUUGUCCGCCUUAGUCUCAACAGGUUAUGGAUACCAAGUAGAAAAUAGAUUUUGUAUUAAGAAUCAACGAAAAAGCCGCUUUUUAAUUAUUUACAUUUAGUGCAAAUGUUGUUCACCAGAACAUUCUCAUGUCAGCAGAAGAUCAGAGUAACAGUAACAGCCUCUUAAGGCUUUCUUCCAGAAUAAUUUUUCAGUUGCUUUAUGAAUCAAGGUAUCUGGGUUGAAAGUUUACUUUAUGCGGAAAAGAUAGAUUAGUGGGCCACAUUUCACAAUUCCGUCUUUAUUUCAGAUGAUCACAACAAGUUUUGUAUCUUACUCGUGGCAUCCUUCAGCGGCGAGAUUGACGAGUGGAGUUGCCAGCCUUGAAUUUAAAAACAGCUCUGGGCAUCUCUUAAAUGUGACAGAACUGAUAACGCCCAUGGCUAUCAAAUUGCGCAAUAAUUACAAUUUAAUUGACACCUCUCGAUCAUACUCCCUUGGUGCUCGUGAAACUGUGUUCCACAAGAUAAACGUCACUCAUCUAGGGAUAACUCUGAUACUGAAGGUUCGUCCAGAAAAUAACAAAACAGAAUUGUUUGUGUCUCUUAAGUUUGGGAAACGACCCUCUGCUAACAAUAGUGAUAUGAACGUCACCGUCCCUAACUUCUCAACUUGCCCUCAGAUGUCGUCUGGUUAUGUCAACUGCUCAACUGAUCCGUUUAAGGUACUCGUAGACAGUAAACUCACCAAAAAGACAGGCAUUUACUUCAUUGGAAUACAAAUCAAGUCAAAGGGUCCUUCUAAGAUGAGGCGGUGCAUAGGUCAAGGACGGCCAAAACGCGCAUGUGUGCAAUAUAAAGAAGUGCCUGCAGCAGAUGAUACCAAAGCAAGGCAGUCUCCACAAAAUCGAAUCUUUAGAAAAGGCGAUGAAAAUUACACCAUACAAGUGAUGCCAGCUGCCUGUCUCUAUUGGAAUACCGCAAUGUCUAAAUGGACGUUUGAUGGAUGUAAGGUAAGUGAGCAUUGUUGUUAAGUGUCGAUGUUAUCUAACCAUUUGCUUUAUCAAAUCAAAUGCGGAACUAAGUUCAUAGAGACAAUUUAGUAUUUUCUUAUUGUCAAUGGUUUGCAUUAUGAACAGGUGGCUGAAACAACAACCGUGGACAUGAUUCAUUGCCACUGCCACCAUUUGACUGCAUUUGGAGGUGAAUUGUUUGUGGCACCAAACCUCAUCGAUUUUGACAAAGUAUCUAUUGAAUUACAACGCAUCUCAGAGACCGGAAACGUAGCUGUAAUUAUAACAGUGAGCUGUGUGUUUGGACUUUACUUAAUGCUUAUACUAUGGGUUCGGAAGGCUGACCAGGAAGAUGCUUUGAAGGUAGGUGUCUCUAUGUUUCUCAAGGUGUAGAUGAUGACCUUAUUCUACAUCUUUUAAAUGUGUUUAAAUCAAAAUUAUCAAAUUAUCAAACAACGUUCGCUUUGUUGUUCAUUGCAGAUCGGCGAUAAACCAUUUUUGGGAUCUUUAUCACCCUGGUGUUGUCGAUACGAGAUUGAAAUAUCUACAGGCAUUUGGUUUGAUUCUGGUACCAGUGCUAAGGUGUAUCUAGUGCUUGAGGGCGAAAUGGAAUCCAGUCGACCUUAUCAUUUAAAGAGCAAUUCCUUCAUUCCAUUUGCAAGAGGAAGCUUAACGUGUUUUACCCUCUCGGUUUCGAAUAAUGUUGGCCCCUUACGCAGAGUGCGCGUGUGGCAUGACAACUCUGGUGAAAGCCCUUCAUGGUAUCUAAACACAAUCAAGAUUUAUGACGCGCUCAGUCAGGAGCUUAAGACUUUUACCUGUCACAAGUGGUUAGCUGUUGAGAAGGGAGACGGAUUAGUAGAUCGCACUCUUGCUGCUGAUUUAACUGCCGGAAAGCGAAAGAACUUUUGGGAAUCUUGCCGGAAUACAGUGGCCGGAAAACUCGGUGAUGGGCAUCUGUGGUUUUCUGUCGCAACCAGACCACCAAGUAGACGCUUCACUCGCGUGCAGCGUUUGUCGUGCUGCCUGUCACUUCUGUUGACUACAAUGUUGGCCAAUGCCAUGUUUUAUCAGUUUGUUCCUGGGCAUGUUCAGCAACAGCGUACAUUUAGAUUGGGCCCUCUGGCCCUAAAUUUGCGACAACUAAUUAUUGCAUUGGAGAGCAUUGUUGUAGUUUUGCCCGUAAAUUUGAUAAUAGUAGGAAUCUUCAGUCACGUGGCGACCAAUUUCGACACACCAGAGCAACGUCAACGAAGAUACAAGGUCAGAGAAAGGUUCAGCAUCCACAAGGUCAUCGAGGAACAUCGAUACCGAAGAAGCCUUCGCAUAACUCUACCGUAUUGCUUUGUUUACUUGGCCUGGUUCCUGUGUUUCAUCUCUUCAGCUGCAUCAGCAACUUUUAUUAUUCUAUAUAGUUUACAUUGGAGUAGAGAGACAAGCGAGGAAUGGCUUAUCUCCAUUGCUAUGUCCUUGUUUGUGGAAAUAUUUGUUUCAGAACCGGUAAAGAUCGUCGUCAUGGCUUUAUUUUUGUCUUACUUUUGUCAGUCGGAUGCUGAUGGACUUGCUCAAACUCCCGGGAAAGUGGUACAUUUUGAUGAAGUUACCUCUGCUGACGGCCAAAAGGAAGAUGAACACGACGAAAAAAUUGCCUCACCAAAGCCCCUGAGCAAGAAAGAAUUGCGCCGUGCGAAGAUCUGUCGAAUGCGAGAGCUGCGUAUGUACAAGGCGAUACAGAAGAUAGUCUGCUAUUUUCCAUACCUUUUGAUAUUGAUGAUCAUGUGUUAUGAAGGUCGGAGUCAGUACAGUUAUUCUCUGAAAUUUUCACUAGAGCAAAAAUUUGGAGAGGUGAAUAUGCAUGCUUGCAUUUUCAAUUUUAGGGCGAAAUGUGGUAAAAAUUGAAUUGCUGUCAACUUAUAGUAUCUUUGUUUUGAUUACCAGGAAGGGAAUGAGUUCAUAAUAACUGUACACUGAACUGAUUGAUUUUCUUUGAAUUUCCAGUUAUGUAGAUUGUUUUUUUUAACAAUGCAUUGCUUCGUUAGAUCUUUACUCUUGAGAACAUGUGGAAGUGGCUUCAAGAAGUUUUGUUACCAGGAAUUUACCAGGACAAUGAGGACUUGGCAUUUUCAAAUUCUACUACGUUCACUGGAGAAGGUGAUGCAGUCCUUGUUGGGAUGCCCCGCCUUCGACAGCUAAGAGUGAAAAAAGGUGCGAACACAUAUAUAUCUUUAUAUAUUUCAGCAGGAUGACUGGCAGUAAAAUAUGAACAAAGAUUAAUAUGUAUUAGUAUCAGUGAUUAAUCAAACUGAUCACCUCAAUUUAUUUCUGACGACAAAUCAAAAGUCUAAUUGCCAUCAGACACAGUUCACCUUGUGUUUGUCCUUUUUGUAACAGUUUGCUGCAAAACUGCAUCAUCCCAGUAUUUUUUAAAUUAAAAAGUGCUGUAAACCGUUAAGAUUUACUUAUUGACUUUUAUUUCUUUUAGAUUCAUGUCAUGUUGUUAAGGAAGCGAAAUCUCUAUUCAACUCUUGCAUCGCGUCAUAUUCACUAGAAGCUGAAGAUAAAACGGAGUUAUAUCAGCCAGGAUGGCUUCCACUUUUAUCUUCACUAAAUAUCUCAACUGAAACAUUGAACAAGGUCUGCCCCAGACCCUGGCGUUAUUCUACAGCAGAGCAAACCGAAAGUUUACCCUUCUGGGGAAGACUUUAUCCUCUUUAUAGUCAGGGUGGUUACCUAGCAGAGCUAGGCUACGACAGAAAGUCUGCCACGAAGGUCAUUUCUGAGCUGAACAUGUUAAACUGGUUUGACAAGUACACUAGUACUGUAUUGAUUGAAUUUGUAGUUUUCAACACUCAUGUCAGUCUGUUUAGUGCAGUUUGGAUACUGGUGGAGUUCUCGCCAUCUGGCUAUGUGGCUUCUGGUCAAGUGAUUCACCCCCUUCACGUGUACAACGUUGGAGCUGGCUACAGUGUUGUUCACCUUGUUUUUCAGAUAUUGUUCAUGUUGUUUAUUGUUUACUUCGUCUUCAAAGAAACCAAAGAGAUGAUUCAACAACCAAAACACUACUUUCGUCGAUUUCUGAAUUGCAUUGAAGUGGUUCAGAUCUUUGUAGCAAUUUCCUUUGCAGUCGUUCAUAUCUUUAAAGAGGUAGAACUCUCUGUUAGCACGACUAAACUUCAUGAAAAUGUCUUCCAGUUUAUAAGCUUUGACAGAGCAGUUUUACUCGAUGAUAUGGAGACAGCAUUCUUGGCUUUAUUAAUGUUUUUCAACACUUUGAAGUUGCUGUAUUUGCUCAGAUUUAAUAGUCAUGUUAAACGUUUGUCUGAUGUCACGAAGGCGUCUUUCCUGGAACUCGUAAACUGCUCAGUAGGAUUUUACGUCUUCAUGUUCGCCUUCACUCAUUUCGGAUUCAUUCAAUUUGGAAGGGAGGUGGAGGAGUAUUCCUCACUGUCUAGUGCUUUCCAGUCCCUUCUCAUCCAGGGAGUCUUCAGCGACGGGGCUGAAUAUCUCCAAGAUGGUCAUGAUGUCAUCGGUCCUAUUUUCUUCAUAGUUUUCAACAUGUGUCUGCAAGUGAUAUGGGUUAACAUCUUCAUUUCCAUUCUUAUUUAUAAUUACCGAACCGUUACGCAGUUCUCCCAAAGAAGAUUUAGCUUUGGGAAAUUUAUGAUAAGGAAAAUCAAGGAGACACUGCAUUGCAUAGGAGACGGGAAACCACCUCAUAACGGACCGGGCAACAACAGGAAGAAAAGGGUGCACUGGAAAAACGAAAACGAUUCUGUUGAACUGGGUAACAACAACAACGACAACGGUAGGAGCGAAAGAACCAAUGGCAAGACCCAGAGUCCUCCUUUAAAGGAGUUCGACAAGUGCAUCACCCAGAUGAGUCUAAAGUUCAGUGACCUCUACAUUGACGAGUUUAUUGAAGACAUUGAGGACAUCGAAUUAUUGAACUGGUGGGCGGACGCUUGCGCGUGUAGAAGGAAUGUGUCUGAGAAGAAGAGGGCUGGUACCUUAUCAGACGAAGCUGUACAAGCG